Messenger RNA from Otolemur garnettii (small-eared galago), 2489 nucleotides. It is a transcript of the gene OSBPL9, whose product is annotated as oxysterol binding protein like 9. The record is from RefSeq and is a predicted model, not a curated record. The transcript has 18 exons. Gene Ontology annotation, molecular function: sterol binding. Bases 68 to 1783 code for a protein of 571 amino acids. Gene Ontology annotation, cellular component: intracellular membrane-bounded organelle; cytosol; membrane. Lineage: Eukaryota; Metazoa; Chordata; Mammalia; Primates; Galagidae.
GAUUAUUUCUCUUUAAACUUAUUAUUUUUCACAGAAAAUUGAAACUCUCAAAGAGACAACAAAUAGCAUGGUAGAAUCUAUUAAACACUGCAUUGUAUUGCUGCAGAUUGCUAAAGACCAGAGUAAUGCGGAGAAGCAUGCAGAUGGAAUUAUAAGUACUAUUAAUCCUGUAGAUGCAAUAUAUCAGCCUAGUCCCUUGGAACCUGUGAUCAGCACAAUGCCUUCCCAGACUGUCUUACCUCCAGAACCUGCUCAGUUGUGUAAGUCAGAGCAGCGUCCGUCUUCCCUGCCAGUUGGACCCGUAUUAGCUACUUUGGGACAUCAUCAGACUCCAACACCUAAUAGUACAGGCAGUGGCCAUUCACCACCGAGUAGCAGUCUCACUUCUCCAAGCCAUGUCAACUUAUCUCCAAAUACAGUCCCAGAGUUUUCUUACUCUAGCAGUGAAGAUGAGUUCUAUGAUGCUGAUGAGUUCCAUCAAAGUGGCUCAUCCCCAAAGCGCCUAAUAGAUUCUUCUGGAUCUGCCUCAGUUUUGACACACAGCAGCUCGGGAAAUAGUCUGAAGCGCCCAGAUACUACAGAAUCACUUAAUUCUUCUAUGUCCAAUGGAACAAGUGAUGCUGAUCUUUUUGAUUCGCAUGAUGACAGAGACGAUGAUGGGGAGGCCGGCUCUGUGGAGGAGCACAAGAGCGUCAUCAUGCACCUCCUGUCACAGGUUAGGCUUGGAAUGGAUCUUACUAAGGUAGUUCUUCCAACAUUUAUUCUUGAAAGAAGAUCUCUUUUAGAAAUGUAUGCGGACUUUUUUGCACAUCCGGACCUGUUUGUGAGCAUUAGUGACCAGAAGGAUCCCAGAGAUCGCAUGGUUCAGGUUGUGAAAUGGUACCUCUCAGCCUUUCAUGCAGGAAGGAAAGGAUCAGUUGCCAAAAAACCCUACAACCCCAUUUUGGGCGAGAUUUUUCAGUGUCAUUGGACAUUACCAAAUGAUACGGAAGAGAACACAGAGCUAGUUUCAGAAGGACCAGUUCCUGGGGUUUCCAAAAACAGCGUAACAUUCGUGGCUGAGCAGGUGUCCCAUCAUCCACCGAUUUCAGCCUUUUAUGCAGAGUGUUUUAACAAGAAGAUACAAUUCAAUGCUCAUAUCUGGACCAAAUCAAAAUUCCUUGGAAUGUCAAUUGGCGUGCACAACAUAGGGCAGGGCUGUGUCUCGUGUCUAGACUAUGAUGAACAUUAUAUUCUCACAUUCCCCAAUGGUUACGGAAGGUCUAUCCUCACAGUGCCCUGGGUGGAAUUAGGAGGAGAAUGCAGUAUUAACUGUUCCAAAACAGGCUACAGUGCCAAUAUCGUCUUCCACACUAAACCUUUCUAUGGGGGCAAGAAGCACAGAAUUACUGCUGAGAUUUUUUCUCCAAAUGACAAGAAGUCUUUUUGCUCCAUUGAAGGGGAAUGGAAUGGUGUAAUGUAUGCAAAAUAUGCAACAGGGGAAAAUAUAGUCUUUGUAGAUACCAAGAAGUUGCCUAUAAUCAAGAAGAAAGUGAGGAAGUUGGAAGAUCAGAAUGAGUAUGAAUCCCGCUGCCUUUGGAAGGAUGUCACUUUCAACUUAAAAAUCAAAGACAUUGAUGCAGCAACUGAAGCAAAGCACAGACUUGAAGAAAGACAAAGAGCAGAAGCCCGAGAAAGGAAGGAGAAGGAGAUUCAGUGGGAGACCAGGUUGUUUCAUGAAGAUGGAGAAUGUUGGGUUUAUGAUGAACCAUUACUAAAACGUCUUGGUGCUGCCAAGCAUUAGGCUGGGAAAUGUGAAGUUUACACCUGAUGACCAGGGCAGUAGGCAUAAUUCAGCAACAAACAAUCUUCCUUUGGGAGAACCUGUUGACUCCCUUCUUAUUACAGUGGUUCCUAUCUCAGGGAUACUGGACUUUCCGACGCAGAUGAGCAAUUAAAGUGGGAAAAGCUUCCCUUUUUCCUCUGUGGCAGUUAUGAUUUUGACUCCAAGUCCUGAGAAAAACUUCAGGUUUUGAAAACAAGAUGUCUGCUCCUUUUCCAAACCCCAGGCAUUGAAAAACAUUUAUAAAUCCAAGUCUCUAACUCUGCACUCUAGUACUGCUAUUAAGAUAUACAAGCUCUGUUUCUUAGUUCAUAUAAUUUUUGGUGUGUUAUACAUAUACACACACAUAUAAAAUAUACCUGAUACCAGAUUUUUCAUAAAUACGCCGCCUAUUGUAAAUAUUGGUUCCUCUAAGUUGUUUUAGAAAAUUAGCGCAAUGUAUUAAAAUCAAGUGUUAGGAAAUUUCAUGGUCUUACCUACAAUAACUUUUAUUUUGGAAGUGAAAUAUUAUUAAAUUGUAAUUAUACUCAGUGCUUCUUAAGGCUUCAUAAAGUAAUUUUUUUCAACCUUUUUUUAGUGUGUUUUAUUAUCCAUAUGGCUAAACUUGGAAGCCAGUUAUUUACAGGGAUAGCUUUUCAGAAGGGCUCUGAAGACAUUCACCCUCCUU